This is a messenger RNA of Pungitius pungitius (ninespine stickleback), 1607 nucleotides long. It is a transcript of the gene tmem218, whose product is annotated as transmembrane protein 218. Bases 502 to 849 code for a protein of 115 amino acids. The record is from RefSeq and is a predicted model, not a curated record. Lineage: Eukaryota; Metazoa; Chordata; Actinopteri; Perciformes; Gasterosteidae. The transcript is spliced from 3 exons.
GAUAAUAUUUCGUCCUCUCUUUUGUGCUACAACAUUAUUGUAGAGGUUUAACAGGAAACGACGUAACGUCAGAAGAGCUGGGUCAAGUUCCGCGUCUACUCUCCAGUGUUCGCCUUUCCAGCAACGAUGCACGUAAAUGGCCCGUCUGCAGUUCGCUUAUCCAAUCAAACUCCCGUUUGCUGUUACCAGGAAGUAGAAGGACGCCCUAGUUCUUGAACUGGUUGAGCUACUGCGUGUUAACGGACAGUAAAUAUGCAUUGGUACAGGGGACUAUGUGUCGAGCAUCAAUACAAUUAACGUUAGCACAAAUCAGGCCCUGUUUUCCAUAGCAAAGCAGAGCUAGCAGUGAGAGCUAGUUUAGCUAACUGUUAACUGUCUCACUCUACGGAGGACGUUCCAGUAGCUAAUGUAGCUACCAUUAGCUAACCUACACUGGUAAACUCCAAUUACCCCGACAUAAUUGAAUAACUGUUCUGUGUUGGCUCGUUAGUAGGCUUGAAAAUGACAAGCACCGUUUUGGAAGUAGGCACGGGCGUCAUCAUCAUUUCGAUCGUUUGGAUUGUAUUUGUUGUGUUUGGGAUGCUGCUGCUGAGAGCAUCUGGAUCUGCGAAGUUAGGCAUUAUCCCCGCAUUCUUAAUAGCUCUCUCCAUCACUUUGGCACUUGUGUUUUUCCCGCGCAGCCCAGAGACAACCCCCCCUUUCAAAGAGACUAAGAUAGUGGACUCUUUGUUCAUCGGACGCUACGUGCUGCUGGCUGUGGUGAGUACAGCCUUUCUGGGGGUGUCCUUCACGCUGCUCCCCUUUCAUUUCCUGGAGCCUGUGUAUGCCAAGGCCUUAAGAACACAGUAGAGCUGCCAAGGUCAGAGCUGGCACGGGGAUCGCAUCGCUGAACACAACCGGGGACAAGGGGGCACGACGAGCCCCCCCUCCCCCGCCAUAUGUGGAAAUGGACUGCAGAAUGCACCCCAAACAGAGACAGCAGGACAACCAGUGUUUCCUUUCUUCAUUGCCAGCUGUUUAUGUACAAGCAGCAGGAAAUAUCCAACAGGAGCCCUAUUACUCAAUGCACAAGAAGAAGAAAAUGUUGUUGUUGUUGUCAUGAUUAGAAUGGUAUGUAACCUUCUGCUUAUCAAUAACGUUAAACAUAAACCAUAAUAUAAUAUUAAAUGACACACAAACAUUGCUAGUAUUUGCAUUUGCAUUCAUGCUUAUGUGAUUAAGUAAAAGAUCUCCUCGUCAUUUUAGUUGGUAAAAUGAUAUUUCUUUUCUUUUCCUAAAUUCCUUUGUGCUCAAAUACUGGAAAUUCAAAUGCUGCGCUUCAACAGAUGUGAUAGAAACUCUCAUCACAUUUAGUUGUCAAACAAUCAGCUGGAACUAGAUUGUUGUCAUGUAAACAAUGGAGACAACCUCAAAUGACUGAUUUCUGAAUAUCAUCUACUUGGUUCAUCUUUGUAUUUGAGCUUUUAGCUUUAAAUAAAAACCCACGUGGCUCUAAUUCAGGGGCCAGGAAAGCAUUCUAUUUACGCACAUUCAUUUUGUUAUCAUGUGAAUAUUGAAGACUUGUCUGAAGACUUCACUAGUCAAUAAAUACAUUUGUUAUUAACUCA